Messenger RNA from Vanderwaltozyma polyspora DSM 70294, 435 nucleotides. RefSeq lists its product as uncharacterized. The record is from RefSeq and is a predicted model, not a curated record. The transcript has a single exon. Bases 1 to 435 code for a protein of 144 amino acids. Lineage: Eukaryota; Fungi; Ascomycota; Saccharomycetes; Saccharomycetales; Saccharomycetaceae.
AUGAGAAUAACUGACACAUUCCUUUUUUCAACGUAUUUGGCAUUAACUCUUGCCGCAAGUGAUUAUUCUGUGACGAUUGAACAAUGCCUGAAUACUGAACACGACGAUUAUAUCUACCCAGCCAUUAUCUGGUACUACUAUGCUCAGUACGGGCCUACCCUUAAUCAGGCGACAUAUUAUCCGCUAUGGCAGUUGUAUGAAAUUGGUGAAGUGGAUAAGUCUUUAAAGCAGUGGUACGACAUGUACCCAUACGAUGAAGGUGAAGACUACAGCAUCCAACUAGAUCGAGACAUAUCACGAGCCCUAGAUGAAGACGUUAAGAGACUGGAAUGUUCCUUGUUAGUAUUGGAAGCCAAAGGUGCAGAAAAGACUUAUCUGUAUGGUAGACUAGCAAGGAAAUACAACGACUGGCUUAAUGAUGGGACGGAGGAAUAG